This is a messenger RNA of Heteronotia binoei (common prickly gecko), 3483 nucleotides long. It is a transcript of the gene MTMR2, whose product is annotated as myotubularin related protein 2. The transcript has 15 exons. Gene Ontology annotation, molecular function: phosphatidylinositol-3,5-bisphosphate 3-phosphatase activity. The coding region runs from base 32 to 1903 and encodes 623 amino acids. The record is from RefSeq and is a predicted model, not a curated record. Lineage: Eukaryota; Metazoa; Chordata; Lepidosauria; Squamata; Gekkonidae. Gene Ontology annotation, biological process: dephosphorylation.
CGCUGCCCCCACCGCCACCCGCCAGCCCAGCAUGGAUUCCCUCUCCAGUAGUACAUCCACGUCUCAUUCAGAGCAUUCGGCGCGGACAAAAUCUGCUUCUGUUGUCUCGUCAGAUUCCAUUUCCACCUCCACAGAGAACUAUUCCCCAGAUUUAAGGGUCCUCAGAGAAUCGAAUAAAUUGGCUGAAAUGGAGGAGCCCCCUUUGCUACCAGGAGAAACCAUUAAGGACAUGGCAAAAGAUGUUACUCAUAUCUGCCCAUUUACUGGAGCUAUUAGAGGAACCUUGACAGUGACAAAUUACAGACUGUAUUUUAAAAGCAUGGAAAGGGAUCCUCCGUUUGUUCUCGACGCCCCUCUAGGAGUGAUCAACCGUGUAGAGAAAAUUGGAGGCGCUUCUAGCCGCGGCGAAAAUUCUUACGGGCUUGAGAUUGUGUGCAAGGACGUUCGAAACCUGAGAUUCGCUCAUCGCCCCGAGGGCCGCACCAGAAGGUCCAUAUUUGAAAACUUAAUGAAAUAUGCCUUUCCAGUAUCAAACCAUUUGUCCCUUUUUGCAUUUGAAUACAAAGAAGUUUUCCCAGAAAAUGGUUGGAAGGUUUACGAUCCUAUUUUGGAGUAUAGAAGACAGGGUAUCCCUAAUGAAAGUUGGAGACUGACAAAGGUGAAUGAGCGUUGCGAACUUUGCGACACCUAUCCUGCCCUCUUAGCCGUUCCCGCCAAUAUUCCUGAUGAGGAACUGAAGAGAGUGGCGGCAUUCCGAUCUAGAGGGCGCCUACCUGUUUUGUCCUGGAUUCACCCGGAAAGCCAGGCUACGAUCACGCGCUGCAGCCAGCCGAUGGUUGGCGUGAGUGGCAAGAGAAGCAAAGAAGAUGAGAAGUACUUGCAGGCAAUCAUGGACUCCAACGCUCAGUCUCACAAGAUCUUCAUCUUCGAUGCCAGGCCAAGUGUGAAUGCUGUAGCCAAUAAGGCCAAAGGAGGUGGUUAUGAAAGUGAAGAUGCCUAUCAGAAUGCGGAAUUGGUCUUCCUGGACAUCCAUAAUAUCCAUGUCAUGAGAGAAUCGCUGAGGAAACUCAAGGAGAUUGUAUAUCCCACCAUCGAAGAGUUGCACUGGCUGUCUAAUUUGGAAUCCACUCACUGGCUAGAACAUAUCAAGCUCAUUCUCGCGGGGGCCCUUCGGAUCGCCGACAAGGUAGAAUCAGGAAAGACCUCGGUAGUGGUGCACUGCAGCGACGGCUGGGAUCGGACCGCUCAGCUCACGUCUCUGGCUAUGCUCAUGUUGGAUGGCUACUACCGGACGAUACGAGGUUUCGAGGUCCUUGUGGAGAAGGAAUGGCUGAGCUUUGGGCACAGAUUCCAGCUGAGGUUGGGCCAUGGAGAUAAAAAUCACGCGGAUGCAGACCGCUCUCCUGUCUUUCUCCAGUUUAUCGACAGUGUCUGGCAAAUGACAAGACAGUUCCCCACGGCGUUUGAAUUCAACGAGUGCUUUCUGAUCACCGUGCUGGACCACCUCUACAGCUGUUUGUUUGGGACAUUCCUGUGUAAUAGCGAGCAGCAGAGGGUGAAAGAGGGCCUGCCAAACAAGACCGUGUCCCUGUGGUCCUACAUCAACAGCCAACUCGAAGACUUCACCAACCCGCUGUAUGCCAGCUACACCAACCACGUCUUGUAUCCUGUGGCCAGCAUGCGCCACCUAGAGCUUUGGGUGGGCUAUUACAUCCGGUGGAAUCCGCGGAUGAAACCGCAGGAGCCAGUGCACCAUCGUUACAAGGAACUUCUGGCAAAACGGACAGAGCUCCAGAAGAAGGUGGAAGAGCUUCAGCGGGAAAUCACCAACCGGUCCACCUCGUCCUCCGAGAGAGCAGGCUCUCCUGCUCAAUGUGUCACUCCGGUCCAGACUGUUGUGUAGCAGGCCCUUUCGCUCAAUGCUCUCCGGGCCCCGUCCACAAGAGGCAGCUUAUAUUUUGGAGGAGGAGGAGAUACGUAAAUCUCUGAAGCCGGAAGGCAGCUUCUCAGAGUCAAAAACAGCUUAUUUAUUAUGCUACAUCCCUCUAGGGCAUUGUUCUUAGUAUUAUAACACUAUCAAGAUUUUUUUUCUUUCUUUUUUUUUAAAGGCCUCUUAUAAUGAGCCCCCAAGAAAAUUAACUUUUAUAAGGAAGCGAUCUGCCCCAGCUCCCGAGGCAUAGCAAAAGUGUUUGUUCGCUUAGCUCAAUAUGUUCGGAGGUCAUUCUUGGUGUGGAACUGAGUUGCAAGCCGUUGUGCCAACGUCAGACAAAUGGACCUGGAUGCAAAGGGCUCUGUGGGUAUCUAGUGGGUCUGCUCCUGUUCCCACUCCCACCUGUCAACAAGCUGCUCCUGUAAACAGUUACGUGGGCUGCAGCGCAGCACAAAGAUCUAAAGUCUGCAGGGAGGAAAAACAUUAAGCCUUCUUGGCAAGUGUAUGCAAGCACUUAUGUACCCCUAAGGAGUUCUUCGGAUCCGAAGCCACUGCCAAUGGACAGAACCGCUUCCGAACAGGAAAGAUCAAGACCAUCCACUUUGUCAUGUUAAGUGCUUAAGGAAGGUUAAGGCAAGUUUCAGAAUCAGCCAUCUUACAAGGCUUGUCCCUCACUUAGAGUGGCACAUGCGGGGCUUUUUUUGUAGCAGGAGCUCCUUUGCAUAUUAGGCCACACACCCCUGAGGUAGCCGAUCCUCCGAGAGCUUACAGGGCUCUUAGGCUACUGUAAGUUCUUGGAGGAUUGGCUACCUCAGGGGGUGGGGCCUAAUAUGCAAAGGAGUUCCUGCUACAAAAAUAAAAAGCCCUGGGUCCAUGUGACAUCAGCAUCCUAGGUGUGAAACUAACACCACUUCAGUGUCAGCACAGGGCACGAUCCAUCUAAAGGUGGUGCUAAGUGCUGUGCAUGCAUCAUGUUUCUGAGGAAUUAUUUUUUUCUGAAAACAGGAAAGCAAUGCGGACAGCGGGUUCAUGAGAGAAACCAGAUCCUUUCCUGGCCUGCAGUAUCAAGGGCUAGCAACGGCACUUGCACGUUAUCCACUGCAAAAGAGACUCUUCUCACACUCGGACUGCUCUCCAUACACUGUUUUCCAGUCACCAGUAGAGUGGUUGCACGUUUGGUAUCAACGAGGAUAGGUACAGUUAGCUGGAGGUCUCAGUGUACACACAGCUAACCAUGCCCAAUGCUAACAAAAUACAUUAUUUAAUAAGAGUUGAAAUGUAUUCUUAUGGAAGAGAGCAAGGUUCCUGCAUUGCUUCUCAUUUUCCCUUUCUUUUGGACCCAGCAGAUACAUCAUAACAGCGAUUAUCAGUCAUCAUUAUGACACAAAUAUCAACACUAGCCUGUGGGGGCGGCAUCAAUACAGACUUCUCAUUCUGCCUUUGCCCCUACCUGGAAUCUUUCAUUCUGCAGCUACCUGGAAUCUGUCAUUUCUGCCUUAGAUUUGCAGCUGAUGGCAAAGUCGCUAUAAAGCCUGUUGGGGCACAUGAAAUGG